GGAGCUGCAGCAGCAGCCGGGGAGAGAGAGGGAGCUGAGAGCAGCAGUCGCUGUUGCGGUGUCAGUGAGUCGGUGACUGUGUGUGAGCGCUGGGGCUGCGGCUGUGUCAGACUCCUUUCGUUGCUGUCUGUCCGCCUGUAAAGGCAAUUCCUGGUGACCGAGCGGGGAUGGAGGAGGACGGGGCCGUGCCAGAAGACCUUUCAUCUGAGGAGAGGGAGGAACUGUUGAAUAUAAGACGCAGAAAAAAGGAGCUUAUAGAUGACAUUGAGAGGUUGAAGUUUGAAAUUGCUGAGGUGAUGACUGAAAUCGAUAAUCUAACAUCUGUGGAAGAAAGCAAAACCACACAGAGAAAUAAACAGAUCGCCAUGGGAAGGAAGAAAUUCAACAUGGACCCCAAAAAGGGCAUCCAGUUCCUCUUAGAGAAUGACUUGCUACAGAAUACAGCAGAAGAUAUAGCACAAUUCCUAUACAAAGGUGAAGGCCUGAACAAAACGGUCAUUGGCGAUUACCUGGGAGAAAGGGAUGACUUUAAUAUCCUGGUUCUUCAAGCAUUUGUUGAACUCCAUGAGUUUGCAGAUUUGAAUCUUGUCCAGGCGUUAAGGCAAUUUUUGUGGAGCUUCAGGCUGCCAGGCGAAGCCCAGAAGAUAGAUAGAAUGAUGGAAGCGUUUGCAUCUCGAUAUUGUCUGUGUAACCCUGGGGUGUUUCAGUCCACAGAUACCUGCUAUGUCCUGUCAUUUGCUAUCAUCAUGCUGAACACCAGCUUACACAACCCCAACGUGAGGGAUAAACCCUCUGUAGAGCGCUUUAUAUCUAUGAAUCGUGGAAUUAAUGAAGGCGGGGAUCUUCCCGAGGAAUUAUUAAGGAAUUUGUAUGAGAGUAUUAAGAAUGAGCCCUUUAAAAUCCCGGAAGACGAUGGGAACGACUUGACGCACACGUUUUUCAACCCUGACAGAGAAGGCUGGCUCUUAAAGUUAGGAGGAAGAGUAAAAACGUGGAAGCGGAGAUGGUUUAUCCUGACAGAUAACUGCCUCUAUUACUUUGAAUACACAACAGAUAAAGAGCCAAGAGGGAUAAUUCCUUUGGAAAAUCUGAGCAUCAGAGAAGUGGAAGAUCCCAGAAAACCAAAUUGUUUUGAACUAUUUAAUCCAAGCCACAAAGGACAAGUUAUCAAGGCCUGUAAAACGGAAGCUGAUGGGAGAGUGGUUGAAGGAAACCAUGUUGUGUACAGAAUAUCUGCACCGACUCCUGAAGAGAAGGAAGAAUGGAUAAAGUCCAUCAAAGCAAGCAUUAGCAAAGAUCCCUUCUAUGACAUGCUGGCAACAAGGAAGAGGAGGAUCGCUAAUAAGAAAUAACCGAAGAUCUCUUUGUGCAACUCAUGAAGAAAGUCUUGGAAAGUAUUACUCACGGUACUGCUCGAAGGACCAACCUUAACCUGGACUACCGAUAUCUCCCCUGGCCGCCUCAAACACAUUACUUGCAGUGAGGAUAGCUGCCAUAUGGUGGUGAUAUCAACGCAGAAUUUACGUUUUGUAUUAUCUGUAGACUGCUACAGUGUUUUGGCUGUUUUUUUUUUUUUGAUUGUUCAUAUAUAUAUAUGUUUUUUUUAAUUUAAUUUGAGUUCUAGACAUUGUAAACUUGAAGACUCCACACCCUCUUACCUUCUCGUAAGAAUGAUUCCUUGUCACAAUGUAAAUAGCUCCGUUCCUCUGCAAGUGGCAACCAAAAACACUAACUCUCUAUAGUCAUUGUCUGAGUUCAUGUUUAAUCCUUAAAGUAUAUGAUAGAAAGGCAGCUGCGCAGAUGGUACUGAAGGCAAGUAGACCUGGCGAGAUGCAGCCAUAACAUGUUGGUCGUGUUUGCUACCGUUAUCCUGACUUUCUCCUUGUAAGCAGCUUGUGUCGGUAUAACCUCUCAAGGGUAUUGUGCUGCGUCAGCAGCAAAGCAUAAACUUGUCGUAGCUAGUUUCUGAAUCCUGGUGUCGUCACUGAAUGGAAAAUCUAUAAGCUAAAGCUUCUGCUGUACAGAUUUGAAAUGAUUGAUAUAUAUAUAUAUAUAUAUAUAUAUAUAUAUAUAUAUAGUAGCACCAGCUUAUAUUGACUGUACAUAUAUUGGUUGUUAGCAGGGGGAAUACACAAUUGUGCCUGCUCAUUGCUCAUCGUGAAGAAGAAAUGACAGUGCUGUACCUAGAAGCGUUGGUGAGAAAUAGGAUGGUGAUCUCCAUUCGCACUUGUCUUCUGUAUGUGGUAUGGUGCAGCAAGUGGUUUGGUGUUUAAUACAAGAAGAAGACAACAAAUUCUGCCUUAAACAAUCAGAAUCGCUAAUGUCUUUUAGAGACCAGGUGCCUGAGGGCAGUAAAUGCCCCUUCCUAUUCUAGUCACUCCUUCAGACGCAGACAGGCCCAGAUGGCGUUAUUCAGCCAUGUGUGACUUUACCCUGGUAGAAAAAUGUAAAAUAUUGUAUAGAGACAGAGGCCUGAUAUACUUAUGUGUUCCCUCUGCAUAAUGCAAAAGGUAUAUAGGACUGCCUAUAUGCAAUGAUCUCACAGUGUAUGGUUGUAACCAGUGUUUGCUAUGGGGCCUCAUAUUGUUACAUUUUGAAUGUUGUUGUUAAAAAUAGUUUCUUUGCAUCACUAAAGAGUGGAAUUUUAUGUAAAAAAGAAAAAAAAUGUUAAGCAAAUAGAUGUUUAUUAUCAAUGCCUCCAAGUUUGUUUUGAGGAGAUGGUCUCAUGGUUCCGCUGCACAGAAGUUCCUAUGGUUAGUUGCACUCUAUAAAUUGCAUUUACAGGUCAUAACGGAGCUCCUCUUACCUGCUCAGCCAGGCUGGUUCACACUACAGUGUUAGGUGGUCAAGUCACCUCCCCAUUUGUGUGACUGAGAAAAUCAAAACGGAGGGACUUUGACAACUCUUGACAAACCCUACCCAAGCAGUGAUCUGUGAGCAUGAGUGAUAAAAUGCAAGUAAAUAACAUUUCACAUUGUAUUUUAGCACUCUGAAUUCCAGCCAGUAAUACCUUUUUAGUUUUGUAUGGAAUUAGCCUUUCAUAUAAAGCAGAGCUCACUGAAGUGGUGACAGUCCUGAAUAACCUCCGGAGAUGAUGCUUGUAGUAGGAGAUGGACUUCAGAAAAUUGACACCUACAAGCAAUGUGCAGCUUUGGCUGAAAGUACAAUGUGCUAGAAAAUGACAUUUAUAAUUUUAUAUUUAAUGGGCGGGAUUCAAAUCUUUUAUUGCCCCAUAUCUCCCGUCUAAAGUGAAAUAUAUAAAAUGUAUCCUGGGACCUUAUAUUCAUUUUGAUUGUAUAGACCUGUCCUAACCAGUACAGCCUGUGGAUAUUCUGUUACAAAUACUGAUCUGUGUUAUGUGUAAGUCCUUCUAUAAACGUCACCCUGUUUUUUGUGUAAUAUGUAGAUUUGAUAAUGGGCAUUACUACAGAAGUGUGUUGGAACACCGAGAUCUCUGUAAGUGCACAAUAUGAUCGUUGUUUCUCAUGGUACGGGAUGCCUACAUUAAUGCCAAGACGGGAUAAAGGAUGGAAAGCUGGCAUUAUGAAAAGACGUGGUUGUUCCAAGCUCAUUGCAGCCUUAAAAUGGACCCAUAACUUACGCACACUGAAGGCAGCCAUUUUGUGAGCUGAACCAAUAUCUAGCAGAAUGCGCCUCGUGCCUAUAACGCCUUAGCGAUGUCUCUUUCUCUAAUGAACUUAGGCUCCAUUUUGCUCAGCAAAAUGGCUUCUUCCACUAUAUUGAUAUAUAACUGGUCCAUCUUUGAAAGAGUUUUAUUGCCUUUAAUUGUUAUAUUAUCUUGUGUUGCUUCCUGUUAUUACUAUGUGGGUAGAUGCCACAUAGAGGAAGGUUUCAUUAUUGAUAUUACAAUUUAAGAUUAAAUAAACUUGACACACAUGCUAAACUUUCAGAUGGCAUUCUAUUGUGUAGCAAACCGCUGAUCAUGGCAAUCCUAAAGAAUAUAAGAUCAAAUCUUCUUCUGACUUUCAUUGGCAUGUCAGUGGGGGGUAUCAGGCGACCUGGAAGUGGUAAGUGCCUUCAUUGUUGUGCAGUCCGUCACCUAAACUACCAGGUCUGUGUGAUUGGACCCUGACAGUGUCUCUCUAAAACUCUUCUAGAUUUGGCAGACUGAAUGACCAGAGAUGUACAGGUGGGGGGACCGUAUGCACGUGACACACUGAUGAUGGGUGGCAUCAUGAUGAAUCUAAAACAAAAAAAAAUGACAUUACACUGUGAUAUCUAACAAAAUAAACUGAUAAAAUUGUAUUAUAUAAGACAUUAAAAAUCUAACUACUUAAAACUUCAUUACUACAUGGAGAGUUACCGGCUAGUGAGCUUAAAAACUUGGCAGAUAGUGGUUGCUCUGCAAUUUGUGGAGCCAUGUGACCACAUAUCAAUGUUCUCCAGGUCCUACAAGGAACCUUGUAAAUGGUUAAUAGUAUGAGUAAUAAAUGGACAAUAUUGUCCUUCUUAAAGGGACUGCCACAUCUGUUUAUAGUGCAUCUAUUGCCUACACACGGUGGAGGAAGCCAUUUUGCUGAUCUGACCUAAUUUUAUUAAUUCUUAGUGUGCCUCAUACAUCGAUGUAAACCGUUUCCAGUGAAUUAAUAGAUGGCAUAUUUAUGAAUUUUAGGUCUGACCACAAAAUUGGCACUGCCAUUUUAAGUAGCAAUAGUCAGGUUUAUGUUAUUGCUCUUAUAAGGCUUGAUUCAUAUUGCAUCUGUUUCCACAAAUGUGUGCCUGAAAAUAGUUUUGGAUUUCCCCCGUAUUCAGAACGGCCUCUAUGUGGCGGCACCACCACCCUGAUCCAUCUAGCUUAAUUCUUGGUUCAAGAGGCAUCUGCAUGAAAUUGCCAGAUCUCUGCGUACGCUGAUUUCUAAAUAGCCCACAACUCCGUCUUCACGCCCAGGCUUAUUUGCGCCACAGACAUAGCAAAACAACACUCAACCUGUACCAGAGACAGUGGUCUGCGCACAGGAAUUAGUUUUAAAUAUGUACCAAGUCGCAGAUGAAGCGCAGUGGAACUUGGCGUGAAAAAAAAAGCUGCUGCAUCAUAGCACUUCAUAUACAGAUUCACUUAUUUGUACACAGAUAUACAAGUGUCGUAUAUCAAAUGAAUUCGUGCAGUCUCGUGAAAUGGACUUGCCGCAUCGCAGUCACUAAGAUGUAUAUUCAAACAAAUAAAACUCUAAGCGUAAGCUUAGUCGCAUUGGACCUGGCGAGCUGAGUAGAGCCUUUUGGCGCAACACGGCAAAAGUGUAAAGGACAUAUCUCUAUGCCUCGGACUCGUGCAGUGUGUAAAAACACAGAUGCAGGUGCUUUGCGUCUAAUUUUGAGUCAGGCUCAUAAACUCCACAGAGGGAUGCAGUUAGCUCCACUGAGGUAUCUGCUUUGCAGUGGGCACUUAAGGUGCAAAAUAAUGGCGUCUGCCAAGUCACGAUGAGGAAGAGUGAUCUAGAAUAGGUUUUUUUUGGGGGGGGGGGUUUAAAUAAGGAAAAUGCUGACCUUGGUUUACUGUGACUUCCCAUAACUAUGAUUCCUAAGGUUUGCAGUUUCCUAUCAUUUUGUGCGAUUUUUAUUUUUUUACAGGGCACUGUCCAGCUUUUGUGGGUUUUUUUUUUUUUUUUUUUCAGAUUUCCAUUAAAAAAAAAGUCUGGAGACUGCUAUUUAACCUUGCAAAAAUAUAUAAAUAUAGCAAAUAUUUCCAAGAUUCAGCUGGUCUAAAUCUUGUGCUCCGAAAACAGAGAUCGGUAACUUUUUAAAAGUAGUUUAAACAGUUUUGUGCUUUUACAAUACAACCUUUGUAUUUUCCAGAUGUGAUCUAUGUUUCAAAUGUACAGCAAUGCAUACUGAGUAACUUUCAUUUCUAUGUACCCUAAUUGUGCUAUUAGGUCAUUUAUAGACCAAGGUUACCAUUGAAAUGUGUGCGUAUCAUUCUCUUAUUUAUUUUAUAGUAAAUCCAGAAUGUUUCUAUUAGCAGUAAAAUUUAAUUUUAAAAUGUAAAUAUUGUACAGUUGUAUAUUACAUAGCUUAUGUGCAAAAAUGUAAACCUGAUUCUUUGCAUGAAGAAUUAUGUAUCUUUUCAGAGUAUAUAAACUCAAGACAAGCUAUUACAGGAAAAAUAUUUGCAAAUACUGAUCCUUUUCUUGGAAUAUAAUUAAAGACGUAUAUUGUUCAAACGCAA
Pseudophryne corroboree (corroboree frog) is the source of this 6184-nucleotide messenger RNA. RefSeq names its product cytohesin 3 (gene CYTH3). Bases 168 to 1352 code for a protein of 394 amino acids. The transcript has 13 exons. The record is from RefSeq and is a predicted model, not a curated record. Lineage: Eukaryota; Metazoa; Chordata; Amphibia; Anura; Myobatrachidae. Gene Ontology annotation, biological process: regulation of ARF protein signal transduction. Gene Ontology annotation, molecular function: guanyl-nucleotide exchange factor activity.